AUGUCAUCACCCGAUAGCCCUCCCAAGAGGCCCAGACUGUCUCUCCAGAUCAAGGCAAUCUCGAACGGCCCGAGCGUUCGCACUUCUCGCAACCUGGCGGCAGCCGUCAACCCAAGAUCCCCGACGUCCUUCAAUACUCUUUCAAAUGUCUACGUCACCGCCAUAGGCAAAUCUGCACCCGUCGAGGAGCCACUGACCGCCAUCAACGUGAGGAGCAGAGGUCUGCCACUUAAACUUCAGACACAAAAUGUAUCCACCACGGCACAGCCGAUAUCGUCUUUUGGGGUUGGUCCCGAGACACCCUUGACUGCUCAGCCCAUGUCUCCGGCCGUCUUGCAAAACAUAACCUUCCCUAGCACCAUGACUGCUACACCACCAUUGUCUGCUGGUCCGACGGAGCCGGCCGAGGCCAGAGUUUUUACCUUCUCUGCCGAGGAUACUUCAGCCACCAGGCCGAGGACUGACAUGACCUCACAACUCAUGUCUCCCCGAACGCCAAGAAGGCGUACCACAGGACCGGGCACCGGUGGCUCUCGGGCCGCCCCUUACUCUCAUAACCCGCGCUCGCUGCCCAGUAUCCUGCGCAACUCUCCAUUACCACGCCUCCCUACCAUGUCACCCGUUUCUCCAAGGAGGCAGUCCAAGCGUCUGCAGGAAAAGGCCGCUCGCCGGGUGUGCUACAACACCCCGCUGACCCAGACCAUCACGACGAACACGUACACAAAAUCGCACAUCGACCUGCUCUGCGAGGAGGCGUCGCCUUUCUCACCAUCCAAGCCGGCAUCUGAAGACCCCGAGAUCGUUCUGGAUAUCGCCAUGGCUUACACGGGCGACGAGACGCGGGACGGCGGCCAGACGCCCGGCCCAUUCGAGGAGAUGCGGAGGCGAAUGGCCGGCCUGGCAGCUGCCUCGCCGCUGUCUUCCCCAAGCGGCAUCAGGAAGCGCACCUCCAAGAAGCGCGAGAAGAAGCGUCGCUGGGUCUGGACCAUCGGGGUCGAGGACGAGGAGGGCGACGAUGUGGGAGGCGCCGUGGCCGCCUACCGCGCCGCCGAGGCCGCUGCAGCCGGGACGCCCCUGAAAGUGGCGGCCUCGACCAUCGUCAGGGACGAAGAGCGGGAACCCCUCAGUGCGAUACCCAAGCUGUGCGUCGACACGAUGGCCGUGUUCAACCAGCAGCAGAGGGCCUACGAGCAACCAUGCCUGGACGAGAUCACGCCAAGCAUAGAGUCCUCAGACUAUAGCAGCCAGAUUGGCGGCGAGUCGUCGGCGUCGGAAAUGGACGUCGAGAUGUCGGACGUAAGCAGCAUCGCAUCAGACAUGGGCGAGAGCUGCUACGGCGGCAGCCUUAACCCCCAGCAGUCUGACUACGAGCUUGUCACCCCGACGUUGACGAGGUCCAACAAGCGGUUCUGCUCCGGGUCAAGAUUGGGAUCAGAGGAAAUGAUGAGUUUUACGACGGGCAGCCGAAGGGACACGCCCAUCCCAGCGCAUUUGACUUGCUCUUGA
Molecule: messenger RNA, 1506 nt
Organism: Pyricularia pennisetigena
Lineage: Eukaryota; Fungi; Ascomycota; Sordariomycetes; Magnaporthales; Pyriculariaceae
Exons: 1
Coding region: 1-1506 (501 amino acids)
Source: RefSeq, a predicted model, not a curated record